Mollisia scopiformis is the source of this 1706-nucleotide messenger RNA. Its product is annotated as MFS transporter. The record is from RefSeq and is a predicted model, not a curated record. Bases 1 to 1602 code for a protein of 533 amino acids. Gene Ontology annotation, molecular function: dipeptide transmembrane transporter activity; allantoate transmembrane transporter activity. Gene Ontology annotation, cellular component: plasma membrane. Gene Ontology annotation, biological process: allantoate transport; transmembrane transport; tripeptide transport. The transcript is spliced from 3 exons. NCBI's taxonomy places the organism in Eukaryota, Fungi, Ascomycota, Leotiomycetes, Helotiales, Mollisiaceae.
AUGGAGAAAACACUUCAAAUCACUUCUACUCCAUCAGACGGUGAAAUUCCUGAUACUGACAUCGAGAAAGUGAUUUCAAGAAACCCUCACCUGGAUGUAGAACCUGGCCAAGUAUCUAAUCUGAAAGAUGCACACAUCAAAGGAGUCGACAAAGCAUACGCUUACGCCAGUGUCGACAUCAUUUCCAUCGACGAGAAAACAAACAAACACCUGUUCCGCAAAAUCGAUACGCACGUUCUCCCUUGGCUCUUAGGACUCUACGUCCUGCAAUUUCUCGACAAAGGAAUAUUGAGCUACGCAGGAGUAAUGGGCCUACAAAAAGAUACUAACCUCACCUCCGCGCAAUACACCUGGCUCGGCUCAAUCUACUACGCUGGAUACAUGCCCGCGGUACCCAUCCACAACCGCCUUUUCCAGAUCUUCCCACCCGCCAAGUACAUCGCCUGCUGCGUUAUCAUCUGGGGCGUCGUCCUGGCUUGCAUGUCUGCCUGCCAUAAUUUCACUGCGCUCAUGAUCCAACGCACCGCGCUCGGGAUACUUGAAGCUUCUAUCAAUUGCGGAUUCUCGAUGAUCACCGCAGCGUGGUAUAAGAAAUAUGAACAUGGGACAAGAGUGGGGAUUUGGUCGAGUAUGACGGGCGUGGCGACUAUUGUUGGGGGGAUUAUCGCUUAUGGGUGUGUGUUGGGAGAGGAGAAGCAUGGAAGUGGGGGAUUCUCGAGUUGGAAGAUUUUAAGUUUGGUGACGGGGUUGAUUUCGGUGGUAUACGGGAUUGCUAUGUUGUGGUUUAUGGCGGGGUCGGUAGUUAGUGCGAAGUUCUUUUCUGAAGAGGAGAAAAUGCUGGCGGUUGAAAGGUUGAGGGAUAAUCAUCAGGGAGUGGGAUCAACGCAGUAUAAGAAGUACCAGUUGGUGGAGGCUUGGACUGAUUAUAGGACCUGGAUGUACGUCGUUUUCGUUCUGACAUCUCAGAUUCCGAGUGCCGGCUUAGUCCUCCUGUCAUCAAUUCUCAUCAAAUCCCUCGGCUUCGACACCAAAACCACCCUGCUUCUCGCCAUGCCGCAAGGAGCUAUUACCAUCUUAUCUAACGCUGGAUUUGGCUACUUGGCUGAUAGAACGAAGUACCGCAGUGGAUCCGCGAUCCUAGUCAGUCUACUGGCUCUCUUCGCCGUCAGUCUCUUCACCGGCUUGGGAAGCGUCUCUCCAUUAUACGAUCGAAAUGGUCAGCUAGUAGCCUAUUUCAUCAUGAGUGGCUGUAGUGCUGCCUCGUGGUUCAUUGUCAUCUCCAUGAUAUCUUCGAAUGUCCUUGGGACGACCAAGAAAGCUUCUUCGAACUCGAUCAUUUUUGCAGCUCAAGGACUGGCGUACUUCAUUGGACCACAGACUUUUCGCGAUGGACCGUAUUAUCGUAAAGCGAAGAUUGUGACGAUAAUCCUCUGGAUUGCAUCAAUUGUUAUGCUGUCAGGGUUUUGGGUGGUGAACUGGCUGGAGAACAGGAAGAGGGAUCAUGCUGCAGAAGCAGGUGAGAUUCCUAAUGAUGGAGUCUUGAAUGCUGAGUUCAUGGAUUUGACGGAUAAGGAGAAUAAGGGAUUCCGUUAUGUGCUUUGAGAGGAGCUUCACGUGACUAGUUUCUCACAGGAGCCUUCAAACUUCAGUUCAAUGAGCGCUGAGAAGCAGGCGGAUAGAAGCAGUAGCAAUAUUGAUAACAAGAG